Messenger RNA from Ficedula albicollis (Collared flycatcher), 640 nucleotides. RefSeq names its product basic transcription factor 3 (gene BTF3). The transcript is spliced from 5 exons. NCBI's taxonomy places the organism in Eukaryota, Metazoa, Chordata, Aves, Passeriformes, Muscicapidae. The record is from RefSeq and is a predicted model, not a curated record. Gene Ontology annotation, cellular component: cytosol; nascent polypeptide-associated complex. Bases 114 to 602 code for a protein of 162 amino acids.
CGGAGGACGCGUGUGGGCGUGUGGUGAGGGGCGGCUGCAGAGCCCCCUGUGCCCACUCGCCCCCACCUGAGUUACCACCGGCGCUGCUCCGGGCGCUCUUGUUCUUUCCGCAGAUGAAGGAAACCAUCAUGAACCAGGAGAAGCUGGCCAAGCUGCAGGCCCAAGUGCGCAUCGGUGGCAAGGGUACUGCCCGCAGAAAGAAGAAGGUUGUUCACAGAACAGCUACAGCAGAUGAUAAAAAACUUCAAUUUUCAUUGAAGAAACUGGGAGUCAACAAUAUUUCUGGAAUUGAAGAGGUAAACAUGUUUACCAAUCAAGGAACAGUCAUUCACUUCAAUAACCCAAAAGUUCAGGCAUCUCUUGCUGCUAACACCUUCACUAUCACCGGCCAUGCUGAGACAAAGCAGCUGACAGAAAUGCUGCCCAGCAUCCUAAACCAGCUCGGAGCUGACAGUCUGACCAGCCUCAGGAGAUUGGCAGAAGCCCUACCCAAGCAAUCUGUGGACGGAAAAGCACCACUUGCUACUGGUGAAGAUGAUGAUGACGAAGUUCCAGAUCUUGUUGAAAACUUCGAUGAAGCUUCGAAGAAUGAGGCAAACUGAACUGUCACCUCCUGAAUAAAAUUAAAACUUGAAAAAGC